Molecule: messenger RNA, 2557 nt
Organism: Lycium barbarum (goji berry)
Lineage: Eukaryota; Viridiplantae; Streptophyta; Magnoliopsida; Solanales; Solanaceae
Exons: 12
Coding region: 208-2001 (597 amino acids)
Cellular component (GO): membrane; endomembrane system
Source: RefSeq, a predicted model, not a curated record
AAUUUUCGGGUCCGCUUUUAAGAUUCCAAACAAGUCCCAACUACACUCUCUUCUCCCUCAAAAAAUAUCUCCUUGUUCCAAUCGCCUCGAUAUUUAUUAGAGUAUAUAAACCUCCACUCUCACAUUUUUUCACUCUUUUACUUCUCUCUCGAGAUAUUUAUCGCCGCCUGUAACUAAUUGCACUGUAAAACCAAUCUAGAUCGAACGAUGGCGCCACCGGCGAAUGGAGGUGGCGGAGCAGUGGCGGCGGAGGCGGCGGCGCAACCGCAGCAACAGCGUGGAAUUGGACAGAUGUUGACCGGAGUAAUAAGGAUAGCGGUUUUCUGGUACUUUGCGUCCAAGUUUUUUUCGCCGAAGAAACCGAUUUCAUCCGAUCCGUCUGUUCCUAAUUUCCAGAUCUCAAAUCUGUUUCAUAAAGGCGAACCUCUGGACAUGUGGCUCUAUCUUUCCGAACAAGAAAAAUUCAGUGAUUUUGGCAAUGAAGGUGCACUUAUUUGGCAUGAGGCAAAUAUACCAUAUGCAGUUUGGAGACCAGAGAGUACCAGGACUCUUUCUUUGAAGUAUCAGCCAUCUGAGGCAGUGAAGAACAACGGGAGUCUUUAUGCUCAUGUUUUCUUUGCACGCUCUGGGUAUUCUCCUGAUCCAAAUGAUCCUGAGUAUCAGCCAUUGGCUGCUUUUGGACGGACAUAUUCUAUUGUGACAUAUUUACCCAAAUCUAAAGCAAACAAGAAGAAGAGCCUUUUAAGAAAUUCUGAGGACUCGAAGGAGGAUGUCACCAUUCCUGAGUUUCCUCAGGCAGUUCAAGAAGCUCAAGAUGAUCUUAAGGAGGAUGGUCCUCCUGAAUGGAUUUCAUAUUGGAAACCUAAUGUUACAAUCAACUUGGUCGAUGAUUUCACAGGAUACACGGGAAAUGCCAUUCCACCUAUUGUUGCUCCUUACAUGAACAUCGAAUCUACAACAGGAAACUACUAUCCGACUGUUUUCUUCAAUGAGUUUUGGUUACUUAGGGAUAAAUUAAUAGCUCUCAAUGAUACAGUAACAGAGGUGCCUCUGCAUCUAGAGGUGAGUCCCAUAAGCAUGACAAAAUGGCAGCUAUUCCUGCAGAUGGACCAGUCCUUCCAGAUUCAUCGUAGUUAUGGUAGCAUGCUCGAGGGGGAGUCUGAUGAACUAAAGAGAGUGUUUUUGGAAGGAAAUCCGUACCUUUUGGGGGUGACCAUGAUUGUCUCAGUAAUGCAUUCACUAUUUGACUUCCUGGCAUUCAAGAAUGAUAUUCAGUUUUGGAAUAAAAACAAGUCCAUGGAAGGGCUGUCUGCAAAAUCAGUGGUCGUGAACUUUGUUUGCCAGCUUAUUGUAUUCCUGUACUUGCUCGAUAAUGAUACUUCAUGGAUGAUACUUGCAAGUUCCGGUGUUGGUUGUUGUAUUGAGUUCUGGAAAAUAGGGAAGGCCAUGCACGUUGAGAUUGACAGAUCUGGUAGAAUACCUAUGUUGAGGUUCCGAGAUAGGGAAUCAUAUGCUGGAAAUAAGACGAAAGAAUAUGAUGAUCUUGCCAUGAAGUACUUGUCCUAUGUGUUGUUCUUCCUUGCCGUGUGCUUUGCCAUAUACUCUCUAAUGUAUGACCGCCACAAGAGUUGGUAUUCGUGGAUCCUCUCAUCCCUGACAAGCUGCGUUUAUAUGUUCGGUUUUAUUAUGAUGUGUCCACAGUUGUUCAUCAAUUAUAAGCUGAAGUCCGUUGCUCAUAUGCCUUGGAGGCAGAUGACCUACAAAUUUCUAAAUACCAUCAUUGAUGAUUUGUUUGCAUUUGUGAUAAAAAUGCCAAUGCUACAUCGGCUGUCCGUGUUCCGUGAUGAUCUUAUAUUUUUAAUAUACAUAUAUCAGAGAUGGGUUUAUCCAGUGGAUAAGAAACGGGUGAAUGAGUUUGGUUUUGCUGCGGAAGAUGUGGAUCAAGCUGCUAGUAGUUCAGAUACUCCAGCAUUGAAAGAAGAGGAGAAGAAAACUAACUAAGCUGAAUUUUCACUUACGCUUUAGGACAACAUCAAUGAACUGUAAAGCUCAGAAAGACUUCGUUUUCUGUUUAAAUUUUGUUUACGUUGUAAUCAGAGGUCAGCUCAGGUAUUCGCCGAAGGCUUCUAGCUUUUGCAAGAACUCAGCACCUGCCACCAUGAAGGAUUGCUUCUGGAUGUUUAGUAAUUUCUCAAGACCUUUGUUUAGCCAUGUUCUCAGAGUUGAGUAGCUUCAUCGAGAAUCUGAAAUCACAGGCAGACACUUGAGGGGGAGCUCUGGUACUUUCAGGACAGUAAUCUCGUCGCCGUCUUCCUUAAGUUCCCAUUCUUAAGUUCUUUUUGAAGCCAGAACACCAGAAUUAUUGUCCUAGGUUUUCUGGAUUUGUUUUUCUUAUAAUGCUGUCGGAAUCAAAUGUUUCGGGUGUGACUAUAGUAACUGCCUUUUGACUUUAGUAAAUAGCAGUUUUUGAAUAGCUUGCAUAUGUGAUAAUCAAACCAGAAAAUAUUGUACUAGUUAGUUUCAUUUCAACGGGCACUUAGAUCUGUUGAUCCUCUUA